CCAAAAAUUAAAAAAAAAAGUGCUUAACAAACAAAAUGGCCGAAAGAAAGCUAUGAAGCUUCUAUUCUUUGUAAACUUAUUUGAAUAAUUCUUUUGAAAAAUAACAAAAUGGGCGAAAUAGAUAUUAAUAUAGAGGGUUACAAUGUGAACGGCAUAUGUGUCGGUUGUUUAAAUUACAAUCGCAAGAUGUUUUACAGCGAAGAAAUAAAAAUUUGUUUCAAGAUUAUCGCCAAUAUUGAUGUUCCUGAUGGCCUCUCAAUCCAGGUGUGCUGGGAAUGCCUGGCUGCUGUCAAAGCAGUGGGUCGCUUUCAAGCUCAAAUCUUGAAGUCAUAUGAUGUCCUCAUUGAAUACUCAAAACAGCAUACAUUCCUCAAUUCGCCAGUAGACAUCACAGCAUUUGCGACCACUCAACUUACUGUGGGUGUAUUGGAUAACAUAUCUAUAGAACAAAGUAGUACUUCAGAGCCAGAUAAUGAUUUCAACAUGGACGUAGACCUAAAGUUGGAGGAUAAAGCAUUCCAAGAUGAUCCAGAUUUUAUACUAAAGGAAGAAGAAUACAUAGAAGAAUCACACUUCUCAGACAACUUAUCUCAAGAACAAGAUGGAACUUCCGACGAUGACGUGCAACUGUCGCAAUUGAAAACUGAGAAGACUAGGAAGAAGGAGAAAAGAGAAAAGAAAGGGAGAAAAAUGAAGAGUAAAAAAGAACCGGUCACUCUGUCUAAGAUCAGCAAACGAAGCAAAUAUAAAGAAGGAUACAUGGAAAAAGCAUUAGAUUCCGUCAAAAAAUUACGCUAUUCUUAUUAUAAGCAGCAAAGAGAUACAAAAAAACUAAGGGCUCUUGGUCAAACCAGGUGUGAAGCACUACAAGUGUUUUCUAACGAAGAAGAAAAAAUUGUAGUCGAUUGGAUUACAGAGCAGAGGAAACGUGGGUUCCCAAGAAAGAAAGACGAUGUUAAGUCUUUCAUUGUUCAGUUACUCAACGAUCUACCAAGACCGAAUCCGUUUCCAGAAAACAUACCUGGAGAUGAUUGGAUAGAAGAUUUUGAAAAACGACACCCAAUUCUAACACAAAUACCUAAAUCACAGGACGCAGAGGCUGAGGUUAAACAGUGGUUCGAAAACGUAAACUCAUACAUAAAUACAAAUAAUUUAAAGAAGGUUAUACGUGAUCCCAAACGCUUAUUUAUAAUUGAUGAGACUAAUUUUAAUAUAUCACCUAAAAUAUCACUUUGUAAUUACGAUAAAAGUCUAGAUGCUACAACUGCUUUGGUAGAAAACUUCACAGUUAUGUUCACGUUCUCAGCAAAUGGCUUUUGUUGUAAUCCAUAUCUUGUUUAUCCGUUUAAAAAUAUUACACGGAAGUUAACAAACUGGAUGCCAGUACAAUGGAUUAGUAAUAAUAGUGAUAAUGGUUUAAUAACGGCCACAUGUUUUCUAGAAUAUCUUUCUGAAUUGUAUGCGCAAUUAAAGAGAGUUGCAAUAACCUUUCCUAUAAUACUAUUUGUAGAUGGCAGAGUGCCUCUAAACAUUGAUAUUACGAAUUUAUGCAAGAAGUUUGAUAUACAUUUAGUAGCUUUUUAUCCAUAUGCUGAUAAAAUAAUUAAUAUUGAUGAAGCUACUUACAGACCAAUAAUUAAGGCGUGGAUGGAAAUGUCAAAACUUAAAGUCAGUGACUAUAAUUUUGCACCGCAAAUGCAUAAAUCAUUAUUAAAAUCUUUGGAUAAAGCAACACUUAUUGAACGAUUUAAAGUAUUAGGGCUAUUCCCUUUUAGACAUAGUAAAAUAAAUUAUAAAUGUUUAAAAACAAUAGUAAGAGAUGAGGAGAUACAUGAAGAAAAUGACAGUGAAAGAAGUAUAGUAAUCGAUGAAAUAUACUUGGGUACCGGGGGUGUAACUGUCGAAGAAUUACCCAGUAAUACUGCUGUUAGUAAAACGGGCAUAACAAAUAAUAAAGAAUAUGUGUUAUUACGCAAUCCUAUGAGUGAUAGUGAAAAUAAUUUAGGAAAUGGGAAAUCACUUUUAUAUAUAACUGCAAAUAAUGGACAAGUUCCGGAAACAGCGUUUGAUAAAAACACGAAUAUGGAGCACUCUUUAAAUGAUACACAAUCUAUUUUACGUACAACAUUGAAAAAUAUUCAAAUUUGUAAAACAGGAAUGCGAAUUGUAACACCAUUGAAACCCUUAGAUGAAAAAGAAGAUGUAUUGAAGAAACUUGUUGUUGAAGAAGCUAAUUUAAAAAAUGUAGAUUUUAAUAUACCUUCUACGUCAACAGCUAUUUUAAUAAGUAAUACAAAUAAUAAUAUGACAGAAAAGAAAUCAUUACAAGUUAAAAGUCCAAGUAAAUUCACGAGACAAAUAAACAAUAAUGAUUUUGAUAACAUAGAAUAUUUAGAAGAUGAAGAAUUCGAUAUAGUUUCCUCAGUUAGUAGUAAUGAAAACAUUUGUGUAGUAUGCGAAGAACACUCGGAAGCUGAUAUACUAAAUUGUGUAAAUUGCAAAGGAAAAUAUCAUAGAGACUGCGUGCCAGGACAUCAUCAAAUGCAUAUACCUGAUAGUCAAGACGGAACAUUUUUAUGUCAUAAUUGUUCUGACGUGAAUUCUGAUUCCUCAGAAUCGGGUGUUUAUUUAAUAGUUAAUUGAAAAUAUAUUAUGGAAAGUUCUGAGAAUUUCCUGAAAAAUGCAUCUAUUGAAUUCCAUCAUCCCACAUUCCGCCAGAAUGCAAAAGAGGCAGGAUAGAGUAGGAUGCUCAUCCAGACCAAUGCAAAAAUUAUCAUUU
Achroia grisella is the source of this 2779-nucleotide messenger RNA. RefSeq names its product zinc finger protein 57-like. Lineage: Eukaryota; Metazoa; Arthropoda; Insecta; Lepidoptera; Pyralidae. The transcript has 5 exons. Gene Ontology annotation, molecular function: DNA-binding transcription factor activity; RNA polymerase II cis-regulatory region sequence-specific DNA binding. Gene Ontology annotation, biological process: regulation of transcription by RNA polymerase II. The coding region runs from base 109 to 2643 and encodes 844 amino acids. The record is from RefSeq and is a predicted model, not a curated record.